This is a messenger RNA of Coccidioides immitis RS, 1051 nucleotides long. Its product is annotated as YebC/PmpR family DNA-binding regulatory protein. The record is from RefSeq and is a predicted model, not a curated record. NCBI's taxonomy places the organism in Eukaryota, Fungi, Ascomycota, Eurotiomycetes, Onygenales, Onygenaceae. Bases 128 to 967 code for a protein of 279 amino acids. Gene Ontology annotation, cellular component: mitochondrion. The transcript is spliced from 2 exons.
CGCCGCAAUGGCCAUAUCGAACCGGAUAAAUUCCCGGGCCGAGCAUUUUCCAUCAUCGGGCCGUUCGACUGUCAAGGUUUCUUCCGCGGACAUCUAGCGACAGCUUAGACUGCGUUUCCUCCAUGAUAUGGCCACAGUUCUAGGGCGGAGGUUCUUUGGCAGUCCUCGCAUUGUCCUGCAACCCUGGACAUGCGGGAGUUGCCGCAGCAUGAGCCAUAGCUCCUCCCUUCAAGCCGGGCAUAGCAAAUGGGCCAACAUCAAGCAUAUCAAGGGCCGAAAUGACGCCGCUAAGAGCAAGGAGAGGCAAAUAAUCAGCCAGGAGCUUAUGCAGUCUUCAAAAUUAUACGGCCCCGAUCCAGGAUCCAACACUAAGCUCGCAGCCAUCAUCGCAAAUGCUAAACGGAGCGGAAUGUCUAAGGCAACGAUUGAGUCUGCAAUUGCCAAGGGACAGGGUAUAUCUAUGUCAGGAGCGCCCUUGGAACCCUUGACAAUUGAAGCAAUGCUCCCGGGCUCCGUGGCCGUGGUGAUUGAGUGUCAGACCGACCAGAAGGGCAGAACCCUCCAGGACGUUCGCCACAUGAUCAAGGAAGCCGGCGGUAUUGUGACCCCCACGACAUUCCUAUUCGAGAAAAAGGGGAAGAUUGCUUUUGAAAAGGAUCCAAAGAGCAGGAGUACGGACGAUUAUCUUGAGAGCGCUAUCGAUGCCGGUGCUAUAGACGUGGAUGCAGAUGCGGAAGGGCGGCUGAUUGUGUACACGGAACCUGCAAUGACAAAAUCCGUGGGCGAGGCAAUUUCCACUUCUACGGGGUUGAAGAUUGAAACCUUGGACAUCAUUUGGGAUCCUAACAAGGAUACAAUGGUGACGCUUUCGAGCGAGGAGGCGGCGAACGAACUGGAUGAAUUUCUCGACAACGUUCGUGAGGAGACAACUGUCCAAGAAAUAUACAUGAAUCUGGCUAGAACAUGAUAGUCUCUGUGCUAGAAUUGUACAUUACAUUAACGUCGCGACCUAGUUAGGCCUUAAAUUAAUCAUAGCGCUUCUCAUCAACGA